UUCAUUGGCUUUGCAUACGAAAUCUUCCUCCCUCCAAAAUCCAUUAAGAAAUCCAGUAAUAAAAUCGAGAUCAGAAAAACCUACAUUUGAAACCCGAGAGAAAAGGAAUUCCUUUGUAUUGUUCAAAGAACCUGCAUUGAAUUAAAAAAAAAAAAAAAUGGAGAGUUCUGAUAAAGGAUUUUCAUCAUCAAACACUCCCAGAUCUCCUCUGGCUCCAAAAUCAUCACCUUCAGGCUCAAGAGAAAACAAUGAGAAUGUUACAAGUCAAGACCAAAUGAUCUCCAAGUUGCAUUAUCCUAAGAAACCAGUAGCAAAACAUUUUAUGUCACCCACUAUAUCGGCAUCUUCGAAGGUUUCGGUUCCAAGAAAGAAAAUUUUGGCUGAGAGGAAUGAAUAUUCAAGCUUAUCCGAUACCCAAAUUUGGAAAACUCAAGACAUGGAUAUGAAAAAUAGUAUUGGUCACUAUGAUCUAUCCCCAUCUUGGUUUAUUCCAUCUAAAAAUUGUGACCGUGUGUCAAAUGAUGAUGGUGUUGUUACUGAUUCAUCUUUGAAGCCUUAUGACCCUUUGACAAAUUACCUCUCCCCGAGGCCUAAGUAUCUGCGGUACCAUCCAAACAAACGACGUCUGAUCUUUCACCGCAAAGUAAGUGAGAGCAGAGAGGGAAAAGAUGGUACAGGACCUGGGGAAGAGGAAUCUUUAGCAGAUGCUCAAGAUUCCUUAGUUCAUGCUCAAGAGAACGAAGAAAAUCUAGUGGAAGUAGAUGGUAAUACCGAUGAUGAUGAUGAUGUGGAGGAGAACGAGGAAGAGGAGGAUGACGAAGUUGGGGAGUAUGAGGGAAUAGGAUGGAGUUUGAGAGGAGUACUGAAAUUUCUUCUGACAUUUUAUUUAUGUUUUCUGUCAAAGACAUAUAUAUAUUCUACGAACUCUUCUACACCAUCACCAAGUCAACAAGCCAUUUUGAGUUUCAAAGAUGAUUAUACUAUGAUUCAGAAUCAAAUAUGUGAACCUGCAUAUAUGGAAGUUUAUGGAGGUGAUUUCUUGGAAGUGGAAGAGAGAGAUAGUGAACUUGAGGUCCAUAACAUACUAAUGGCUGAAGGGGAUAAUUUGGAAACUGUGGACAGUGGUGAUGCAGAAAUGGUUGAAGAAGACGAGUUGGAUAUGGAAAAAAGGAAUAGCGAGACUGUUGAAUCUCCCUGUGAUUAUGAAAUGAGUAAGAAUGGUGAGCCUUAUAAUGUACAAAUGAUUGAAGUCGAUAAUGUGGAAAAGGUCAAGAAUAGUGAGGUAGAAUUGGUUGAAGUCGAUAAUGAGGAGAAGGUCAAGAAUAGUGAGGUAGAAUUGGUUGAAGUCGAUAAUGAGGAGAAGGUCAAGAAUAGUGAGGUAGAAUUGGUUGAAGUCGAUAAUGAGGAGAAGGUCAAGAAUAGUGAGGUAGAAUUGGUUGAAGUCGAUAAUGAGGAGAAGGUCAAGAAUAGUGAGGUAGAAUUGGUCGAAGUCGAUUGUGUGGAAAGAAUUGAGAGUAGUGAGGCAGAAAUGGUUGAAAAUGACAUGUCGGAUAUGGAGGAUAGUAAUACGGAGUCUGUUGAAUAUGACUGUGAUAAUGAUGUGGCUAAGACUGGUGAAUUUUCUGAAGAGGUGUCACCUGCAGUAGUUGUCGAAAGCAAGGUUAUAGAAGGUUGUGAAGUAGAGUAUAUAGAAGGUUGUGAAGUAGAGUAUAUAGCAGAGGCAAAAACUGCUCAAAGUGAUGGUGCUGGUAGCUAUGAAUUGGUGAAAGAAGUUAAGGGUUCUGACCAGUUGAAGAAGCCCGACUCAUUCCAAGAAGACCAGACGCCACUGAAUACUGAAGGGGUGAAUCAGCCUGAUACGGAACUUCUAGAAUCACAUGAGAUGCCUGUCAACUUGGUCGAUAAAGAAUUUGAUUACGGUGAUGAAACAGAGAAAGCUGGAUCUAAUAUCCUAGUUGUUGCUGGAGUUUCUAUAUUCUCCAUAAUUUUGGCAUCUCUAGCUUUUUUUUGUCGUCCAAGGAAAGGUAAAACUACUUCUAUAGAAGAUUCUCAGCCUACGGUAAAGCCACUUAAGUCUAGAGUAGAGGAUAAAAUAACACGAGUACGUCUUGCAGUGGAGAAAGUGCACAUCGAGAAGACAAUAACCUCAGGAUUUUCUGAUGAGGAGGAAGAGCACAUUAGAAAGGAAAUUGAAUCUUCUACUAGGCCUUUAACCUUGUCUAAUUCAAUAGCAGAAGCACCCCAAGAAGCCAGCUGUUUCAUCCAUGCGCCAACCAUUGAGUUGCUAGGAGAAUUUGUGAUUAAAGGAGUCUGCAGCUCCCACAAGAAAAUCCCGGUGCUUGAAUCUGAAGAGAGCAAUGCUUCUCACAAGGGGUCAAAAUCUAGUCCAGUGUCUGUUCCUUCUCAAACAUUCACACGGGAGAAUUCUAGAAUCGUCUUCAUAUGGAACCUUUGCUGAUGAAAGGAAGAUUUUAAAGGAAAAGGGAGGCAAAUAUGGAGAACCCAAGAUAGAUUUCAGUACUCCAGUUAGGCGGUCGAGUCGAAUUCGCAACCGCACAGUCAUGUCUCCAUGAAUCUUCAUCACUCUUCCACUGGACUAGAUGAAGAGGUUGUUUACUUCUAUUUACUUUAUAUUAUCUUCCUACAAUCUGUGUAGGAAAUGGUUGUUUGAUUAGAUUAGAUGGAUGUUUCUUAAUUCAGAUAAUUAGUCUACAUUUUGUC
This is a messenger RNA of Olea europaea var. sylvestris, 2721 nucleotides long. RefSeq lists its product as uncharacterized. The record is from RefSeq and is a predicted model, not a curated record. Bases 158 to 2458 code for a protein of 766 amino acids. Lineage: Eukaryota; Viridiplantae; Streptophyta; Magnoliopsida; Lamiales; Oleaceae. The transcript has 3 exons.